This is a messenger RNA of Pleuronectes platessa (European plaice), 4065 nucleotides long. RefSeq lists its product as uncharacterized. Lineage: Eukaryota; Metazoa; Chordata; Actinopteri; Pleuronectiformes; Pleuronectidae. Bases 110 to 3568 code for a protein of 1152 amino acids. The transcript has 2 exons. The record is from RefSeq and is a predicted model, not a curated record. Gene Ontology annotation, molecular function: protein binding; zinc ion binding.
AACUGUGGGAGCUGAGUCACUGCAGGGAGUGAACGAGAGAGGGAGGAGCAGAGAUCUGGUUCUGUUCAGAGGAAGUGAAUCUGUUCUUCAGUCUCUGGCAGCAGCUGAAAUGGCGCAGCAAGAAGUUCACCUGGACAGAGAAAGAUUUUGCUGUUCGAUCUGUCUGGAUCUACUGAAGGAUCCGUUGACUACUGUCUGUGGACACAGCUACUGUAAGAGCUGUAUUAACACCCACUGGGACAAUGGGGAAGAGAGAGGAAGCUACAGCUGUCCUCAGUGUAGACAGACCUUCACACCGAGGCCUGUCCUGGGGAGAAACACCAUGUUAGCUGAUUUAGUGGAGGAGCUGAAGAAGACUGGACUCCAAGCUGCUCCUGCUGAUCACUGCUAUGCUGGACCUGAAGAUGUGGCCUGUGAUGUCUGCACUGGGAGAAAACUGAAAGCUCUCAAGUCCUGUUUGAAUUGUUUGGCCUCUUAUUGUGAAAAACACCUCCAGCCUCAUCUUCAGUCAGCUGCAUUUAAGAAGCAUAAGCUGGUGGAGCCCUCGGAGAAGCUCCAGGAGAACAUCUGCUCUCGUCACGACGAGGUGAUGAAGAUGCUCUGCUGCACUGAUCAGCAGUGUAUCUGUUAUCUCUGCUCUGUGGAUGAACAUAAAGACCACGACACAGUGUCAGCUGCAGCAGAAAGGACUGAGAGGCAGAGAGAGCUCGGGCUGAGGAGACAAACAAUCCAGCAGAGAGUCCAGGACACAGAGAAAGACCUGAAGCUGCUUCAACAGGAGGAGGAGGCCCUCAAUGGCUCUGCUGAUAAAGCAGUGGAGGACAGUGAGGAGAUCUUCACUGAGAUGAUCCGUCAGCUGGAGAAAAGAAGCUCUGAUGUGAAGCAGCAGAUCAGAUCCCAGCAGGAAACUGAAGUGAGUCGAGUCAGAGAGCUUCAGGAGAGACUGGAGCAGGAGAUCACUGAGCUGAAGAGGAAAGACCAGGAACUGAAGCAGCUCUCAGACACAGAGGAUCACAACCAGUUUCUACACAACUACCCCUCACUGUCACCACUCAGUGGAUCUACACACUCAUCUAGCUUCAGGAUCCGUACUCUGAGGUACUUUGAGGACGUGACAGCAGCUGUGUCCCAGGUCAGAGGUCGACUACAGGACAUUCUGAGUGAGACAGAGACAGAGAUUUUACAGAUUGUGUCUCAAGUGGAUGUUUUACUGCCACAACUAGAGCCAGAGACCAGAGCUGACUUCUUAAGAUAUUCACAGGAAAUCACACUGGAUCCAAACACAGCAAACAAAUAUCUGUUAUUAUCUGAGGGAAACAGAAAAGUAACACGUAUGAGGAAAGAUCAGUCUUAUUCUGAUCACCCAGACAGAUUCACUGAUUGGCCUCAGGUCCUGAGUAGAGAGAGUCUGACUGGACGCUGUUACUUGGAGGUGAAGGUGAGAGGAGAAGUUGGUGUAGCAGUCACAUACAAGAAUAUCAGCAAAGUAGGAAAAUCACGUGAAAGUUUAUUUGGAUUCAAUGAUAAAUCUUGGUCAUUAAAUUGUAAUGUAAACAGUUAUAUCUUUUAUUACAACAACAUCAGGACUCCAGUGUCAGGUCCUGUGUCCUCCAGAGUAGGAGUGUUCCUGGAUCACAGUGCAGGUGUUCUGUCCUUCUACAGCGUAUCUGACACCAUGACUCUCCUCCACAGAGUCCAGACCACAUUCACUCAGCCUCUCUAUGCUGGAGUUUGUGUUUAUCAAGGAUCCACAGCUGAGUUCUGUAAACUCCCAGUGAACAACAAGCUGGGAACUGUGGGAGCUGAGUCACUGCAGGGAGUGAACGAGAGAGGGAGGAGCAGAGAUCUAUUUCUGUUCAGAGGAAGUGAACCUGUUCUUCAGUCUCUGGCAGCAGCUGAAAUGGCGCAGCAGGAAAUUCAAGUGGACAGAGAAAGAUUCUGCUGUUCAAUCUGUCUGGAUCUACUGAAGGAUCCGGUGACUACUGGUUGUGGACACAGCUACUGUAAGAGCUGUAUUAACACCCACUGGGACAAAGGGGAGGAGAGAGGAAGCUACAGCUGUCCUCAGUGUAGACAGACCUUCACACCGAGGCCUGUCCUGGAGAAAAACACCAUGUUAGCUGAUUUAGUGGAGGAUCUGAAGAAGACUGGACUCCAAGCUUCUCCUGCUGAUCACUGCUAUACUGGACCUGAAGAUGUGGCCUGUGAUUUCUGCACUGGGAGAAAACUGAAAGCUCUCAAGUCCUGUUUGAAUUGUUUGGCCUCUUAUUGUGAAAAACACCUCCAGCCUCAUCUUCAGGCAGCUCCAUUGAAGAAGCACAAGCUGGUGGACCCCUCGGAGAAGCUCCAGGAGAACAUCUGCUCUCGUCACGACGAGGUGAUGAAGAUGUUCUGCCGCACUGAUCAGCAGUGUAUCUGUUAUCUCUGCUCUGUGGAGGAACAUAAAGACCACGACACAGUGUCAGCUGCAGCAGAAAGGACUGAGAGGCAGAGAGAGCUCGGGCUGAGGAGACAAACAAUCCAGCAGAGAGUCCAGGACACAGAGAAAGACCUGAAGCUGCUUCAACAGGAGGAGGAGGCCCUCAAUGGCUCUGCUGAUAAAGCAGUGGAGGACAGUGAGGAGAUCUUCACUGAGAUGAUCCGUCUGCUGGAGAAAAGAAGCUCUGAUGUGAAGCAGCAGAUCAGAUCCCAGCAGGAAACUGAAGUGAGUCGAGUCAGAGAGCUUCAGGAGAGACUGGAGCAGGAGAUCACUGAGCUGAAGAGGAAAGACCAGGAACUGAAGCAGCUCUCAGACACAGAGGAUCACAACCAGUUUCUACACAACUACCCCUCACUGUCACCACUCAGUGGAUCUACACACUCAUCCAGCUUCAGGAUCCGUCCUCUGAGGGACUUUGAGGACGUGACAGCAGCUGUGUCCCAGGUCAGAGGUCGACUACAGGACAUUCUGAGUGAGACAGAGACAGAGAUUUUACAGAUUGUGUCUCAAGUGGAUGUUUUACUGCCACAACCAGAGCCAGAGACCAGAGCUGACUUCUUAAGAUAUUCACAGGAAAUCACACUGGAUCCAAACACAGCACACAAACGUCUGUUAUUAUCUGAGGGAAACAGAAAAGUAACAUGUAUGAGUAAAGAUCAGUCUUAUUCUGAUCACCCAGACAGAUUCACUGUUUGGCCUCAGGUCCUGAGUAGAGAGAGUCUGACUGGACGCUGUUACUUGGAGGUGAAGGUGAGAGGAGAAGUUGGUGUAGCAGUCACAUACAAGAAUAUCAGCAGAGCAGGACACUCACUUGAAUGUUUAUUUGGAUACAAUGAUAAAUCUUGGAUGAUAUAUUAUGGUGGAAACAGUUAUAACUUUUAUUACAACAGCAUCCAGACUCCAGUGUCAGGUCCUGUGUCCUCCAGAGUAGGAGUGUACCUGGAUAACAGUGCAGGUGUUCUGUCCUUCUACAGAGUCUCUGACACCAUGACUCUCCUCCACAGAGUCCAGACCACAUUCACUCAGCCUCUCUAUGCUGGGAUUGGGAUUGGUUCUGGAGCUGCAGCUGAGUUCUGUAAACUCAAAUAGACUCGAGUCAUUAAAAGCAGUGAUUUAGAUUGUGUGUGUAAAUCUUUAACUUCUUUUGUCUCCAUGUUUGUUGAUCAAAGUUUGUCGUGGUGACGUUUCUGCUCCGCACAGAGAUCAGCUGUCAAUCAAACACUGACCUUCCUUUAUCACAUGUAUUUAGUUCUGACUUUGUAAAGACACAAAUCUAUAAUUACACUGACAUGAAUGUGUUUGAAAGAACUGAUGUUGCUGUUGUUUUCUAAAUCAAUGUAGAAAUCAGGUUGUGUGAUGUUUUAGAAUCUGUGUUGAUCCUGAUGAGUGUUGCAAAGGGGCGGAACAUUUCUGGAAACUUUCUGGAAACUUUCCACGGGAAGUUAAGCUAAGGAAUCUUUAUACAGUAGGCUAACUUUUUACUGCCGUGAGAGUACGAUGUAUGUACAGUUGCAAUCAGAAAUAUUCAACCCCCCCCCCCCCAAAGAUUUUAAGGAUUUAUCAAUUAAAGUUUUUUCAAAGAUCAA